GAUGAGGGAGUGGGGCACCUGGAUGCAGGAGAAGAUACAGGCCUGCCCCUCAUCUCUGAGCACCCGGCGCAGGAGGAGUGAUGAUGGUAGUGAUGAGGACCAGAGUGUGGAGGACCUCCGCUCGUCGCUUCUCUCGCCCGCUAAGAAAGAAAUUCUGCAGGCGAGAAAGGCGCGUAAAAUGCAACUCGUCGGGUGUGUUGUGAACGCCAUGAAUAUCACGCUGCUGCCAGACGGGACGGUGGACACAGAGCCCAUGGUGUCGUACCUCUCCUUGUAUAACCUCGACGCUGAACUGCUCGCUGAUUUCACAAGUAGAAUCCAGAAAUGCGGCAGCAAGAAGAUUCCGGACGCAUGUCGUCGUUCCUCGUCGGCGCCCGUUGACGCUGCAAUGGCAACGAAGAUGUCGUUCAUCAAGUGUAAACUGAAGGCAAGACUCGACGCUUGUGUCGUCAAUGACGUGAAGAAAAAUGUGGAUAAAUACAAGCUUAAUGCUUUCGAGGAAAUGAUGAACCUGUAUCAUAGUCGUCAUGAUGAUAGCGAUGAUCAUCUCGACCUGUACAGUGAUGAAGAUGAUGGUUAAUCAACUGGAGAUUCUCGACCUGGAUUGAAAUGAUUACAGUAAUGAGGAUGAUGAAAUAUAGACUGGAUAUACUUGGAACUGAUUGAAACGAUUUAAAAUACCUACCUGAAAUAACCUACACAUUUUUUCAGUAGUCGUCUGGCCUGAUUACAAACUGCCAAGAUAACCUACGAAGAACGGCCUUUUAAUAUUUCCUUCUUUUUAAAUAGACAAUGUCGGAUAGUUGCUUAGAAAUUGGUGUACUUUGAAAAUUGUGAAUGAAUAGGUUUUAAAUCCACUUAAUUAGAAUAAAAUAACAGCGAAAAUAUGUGCAGAUGAUUCAAAUAAAUGGACAAAGCCAUUAAAAAUGAUAAUCAAUAGUUAAGUAAGUUAAGUUUAAGUUAGUAAGUUUGAUAGUUUGACCGUAUCCCUAAUUUCAGCAACAAGUUCAUUGAAUGUAUUCUAACACUUCUAAAGUAUAAGGAUCCUAAACCGUUUCACAUGUGAGAUAAAAUUUUCCUUUUUGGAUAAUGGAACUAAACUUUGACAAGCUAAGACAAAAAGUAAAAAAUAAUGCUUGAACAUCAGAGUUUUAUGUACUACACGCAGAAAAUUUAUUAAAAUAUUCAUUAAAUUUAGUACAUAAAACAUCUGAGUUUUAUGUACUACACGCAGAAAAUUUAUUAAAAUAUUCAUUAAAUUUAGUACAUAAAACAUCUGAGUUUUAUGUACUACACGCAGAAAAUUUAUUAAAAUCGUGCUAUGUAGUAUUGACAUUUCGUUGAUUUUAUAGCACUAUUUUUUCUAUUGUGAUGUUUUUACCAUACAUGAAAAGUUAUUUUUCUAUAAACAAUAUGGGGCGGCGCGCACUUAUUAAGUGUUAGGUGCAACAAAAAAUCAUUAAAAAAUGUGCUCUCU
Messenger RNA from Hyalella azteca, 1477 nucleotides. RefSeq lists its product as uncharacterized. The transcript is spliced from 4 exons. The coding region runs from base 2 to 580 and encodes 192 amino acids. The record is from RefSeq and is a predicted model, not a curated record. Lineage: Eukaryota; Metazoa; Arthropoda; Malacostraca; Amphipoda; Hyalellidae.